CAUGUGCAAAAAAAUGUUGUCACAGUUGCGUUUCUAAAAUUCUCCAAGAUCUUCAAUAACUUACCUGCAGUACUUUCGUCGUUCUGGGCCUUUUACUGGAGUUUUUCCUCUAGGGGAAGCUUCACUUCUUUGUGUGUUCUUUGUGAAUUCUUCAGUACUUCAAACAGUUCACCGAAUUCGCGGUGAAUUCACCCCCAAAUCCACCCCAUAGCGCUGUUAGUCGACAAACUGGGUGCCGACCCAUCCCAACGGGGUCCAUUUUUCCUCGAGGAUUCCCAGCCCUCGAUCAGCUGCACCAAAAGGAAAGCAUAAAAGUGGCUGAUCCUGCCUGACAAUGUGACUUCCCACAAAUUUGGAAAAAAAUCCUUCGAACGUUGGAAGCUAGCGAUUGUUAAUUUCUACCGAUCAUAACCUGCAAUUAAGUGACAGAUGUUGAUGACUGUUGUUUAUCCUCCUGGAUUCCAUGUAAAAUGUCUUUGGAACUGCCUUGAGCCUUGAGGAUGCAGCCCAGUGACGUGUUAGCAUCGAUAUUCGGUGCUGGAGUCCUCUCCGAGUCCUUUUCGAGAUCGGCUCUCCCCUCGGCCUCCGACUUCAUAAAAUCCGCCCUUGCAACCGUCGCCCCCGACGACCCCCCCGAGGACGCCCGGCCGGGCCGUCUGGGUCCAAAACUCGUCUGUUUCGACGUAUCAACCCACCAUGGCCUAGUAAUAGUAACCCCAGAUCGUCUAAGCGUCAACUCUCAGAGUAACUUCAGCACCCUCCGCGCAAACACUGGCUUCUACUCCGGUAAAUGGAUGUACGAACUCCAACUGGGCUCCAAAGGGGUCAUGCAAAUAGGCUGGGGCACAGCGCAAUGUAAAUUCAGUCAAGAGAGUGGAGUUGGUGACACCAUCAACUCCUACUCAUACGACGGUAACCGGGUCCGCAAGUGGAACGUCUCCACUUACAAAUACGGUGAGCCUUGGUUAUCAGGAGACAUAAUUGGUUGUGCGAUUGACCUGGACAACGGCAAGAUCGACUUCCACAGGAAUGGAAGAUCCCUGGGCACAGCCUUCGAUGGUAUAACCACAGGAAGUGGAAUCGCGUAUUUUCCAACAGUUUCUCUAGCUUUCACUGAGAAUCUCACAGCUAAUUUUGGGUCCACUCCCUUUAGGUACCCCAUCAGCGGGUACCAGACCCUCCAGGCGUCACCGUUGGCUCAAUUAAAACGAGCCCACCUGAUAUUCUCCUGGUUCGAACGUCUAAUUGACCAAAUAAUUCUCGAUAGAAGGGAGAGCAGAACCUCCGGUAGUGACUCAAUGCCCCUGAGGACGCACCUCAUGUGCAUCUCCAGGUCCAUUCUCCAUCAUUUAGCACCUCUGCUAUCAGUUCCUUACAUCGUCGAAGCUAUUUUCCUUCCCUUCAUCCAAGCCCUAGCCCAGGAACUCCCAGAUAAAUUGAUUCUUUGUAUGGAUCUACUCUGGACAUUCCUCGAGAAGCAUGAAAUCAAAGCUUGUCUCGAGAACAGUGUUAUCUAUCUUCUCUCGGCCUUCCGCCACGUGUCACUGAGGCUAGAUUACCCUGAUCAAUGCAGAAGUCUUCGUCUCCUGACGAACCUCUGUCGUCAUACAAAGACAAGACAAUAUCUCCUGCAGAACGUCUUAUUCGAUCGCGUUCGCUUUGCCAAUUUCAUCCACGUGAAACCUCUAGAUGAAGGUGGACUUGUCGACAUAAUCCAGAAGACCUGGUGGGAGACAAGUCCCCCGGAUCACUCAGUCGAGAUCAAUAAGCAGAGCUACAGUGACGCAUGUGAGAGAAUAAAAUCAGCAAUCGCUGAGGUCGAAGCCCUUCAGGUCGACCUGUUAAUUACUUUCCUCGAUAACAGCGAUGGCACACCCACGACAUCAUCCUCAAGAACAAUUUUUCUGAAGAAGUUCAGGCGAUUCGUACAAGAGAACUUGAUAUCGAGCAGAACUCCUCUCCAGAUCACAGUCUGCUGCUUCCAUCGGCUUCUAGUGGCUUUCAGAAUUCUCUGGGAGAGGGAAGUCGGGACUUCCCCGAUUUUUGUGCCCUGCAGGGUCUUCUAUGACUCGUCAAUCAACUAUUCCGACAUGGAUAGACUCGGUGGAGUGCUGUCUUACCUCAACAAAACAUAUAAGAAUGAGUUGAUUCAUCACCUGGGGCCGGAUCACGAGGUAAUUCUGUCGAUGGAGCAGACCCAGGAGGUGAAUAACUUCAUGGGAGGACCUGGGAGAAUGGGGGAGAUGUCUGUGGUGAUUCCCACGACGACUCGAAUGCUCAAUAUCAACACAUCGACCGCUGGUGAAUCACCCAUCAUUCUGGGGUACCCUACCUUCGUCCGGGAGGAGAAGCCUCUUCAGGCUGGCUCAGCUGACGCUGCUAUCUCCCUUCUAGAACUCCUGGAGAACGUUAUAUUGUUCUAUCAUGCAGCUGCCAAGAAACAGAUCGCUAAAGUUGCCAAUCUACGUGACAGUAUGAACGAAUAUGUCUCAGCGAUGUCUGAUGUUAAAGCCAGACUCGAGAGCCUCAAGAAAUCGAAGGAUCCUGACACCUACGCCGUCCAGCAGGAGCUCCUCAGGACUAUAGGUGUCUUCAAUACAAAACUCUCCGAACAAGCCAGACACAUGGCGUGGGUCAGAGCAGCUGUGUAUUCUCCCGAAAAACAAUCCCAACUCGCUUGGCUCCUCAAGGUCGUUAUUUUAACUCUGAACAAGGCGAGUGUCGAAGGGAAUAUGUUCAGAUUUGUUCCGGAUUUUUACCUGGAGGCCCUGGCUGAUCUCAGUAUCGGUCUCAAGAAUCAUCUUCAUCCAACAGCGCCUAUUGAGAACAUCAGGGGCUACGAGACAAUGCUCCGGGAAAUUGCUCAGUUUCUCUGCGAUCAUUUCUUGGAUUCUCGAAUUGUCCACGCAAUUGCCAAAGACACUCUCAUUCUCACUCUGGCUGGGUUUACCUCUAACUCCCUCACGUUGAAGGCACUCGAGGAGAUACCGAAGGAGUCGCGAAUAAAAUUCGUGACAAAUGUCCUCAGACCUUAUGAAAAUCGUGCCUGGGCGCAGUCCAACUGGGUCCUCGUGAGAUUUUGGCAGGGGCAUGGGUUUGCUUUUAGGUACGAGAAGAGUCCACAUCUUGCUAGAAAAAUUGGACCAAAGAUGUUGCAACAGGAGUCCAUCUCGCAGCCAAUCAAACCGUGUCCUUCGGUCAUGUAUCAGAUGCAUGUCAGGGAUAUUCUUCUUGAAAACACCAAAGCAACCACUCAAUUUCUUAAUUCUCUGUUGAAUCAGAUGAACUGGGCAUUCUCGGAGUUUAUAAGUAUGGUCCAGGAGAUUCACAAUGUCUCGUCGAGACCGGAAAGAGUAUUUAUCGAGUCUAGACAGCUCAAGAUCUGUGCAACCUGCUUUGAUCUUGCUAUUUCUCUGCUGAGGGUCAUUGAGAUGAUAGCGACAGUUGCUCCCACCAUAUUCAGUGAUAAUUCACAGACUGCUAGUGAGAACCUCCUCGCCAGAUUGUGUCAACUACUCUGUCAGAUAUUGAAUAGGGUCAGUUCGCAGACCAGCUGCUUCCAGCACGUGGUUUUACUGGACAUUCCGGAUUUGGAGACCAUCGAUCAUUUUCCCAUUUUGGCUGCUGUCACGGGCAUUCUCCUGGCAUUGCUGAAGGACGAUAUGAAGAGGGCUGGGGAGUCCAAUGACAUUCCGAGGGUCACCAAGGCUUUGCUGACGGAACCCAGCUUUCAGAUGACCUCGUUGCAUUUUGUGCUUGGUGAGGACGUACCUAAGAGUGGAAAAUUGGACAAACCCGUCAAGACAUUUUCGUUGAGCUCCUACAGGAACGAUGUGACGUCCGAGGAAAUUGAACGGGUGAAGAGAAUGCUGAAGUAUCUUGAGUCCAAGAGGGUAUUGCUACCGGACAAUCGUUUGGUCAGCGAUGACGAUGACACCUGUAUUAUUUGCUAUGCUUAUCCAAACGGAGCUACAUUCAAACCUUGUAAUCAUAAGUCUUGCAGAGUCUGCAUCGAUCGACAUCUGCUGAACAGCCGCGAGUGCUUUUUUUGCAAGACCACAAUAACCCAAGUCUAUGAUUUGGAUCAAACAUUGAUUCAUGAUUUUAGUUCUAGUCUCGUGAGAUCGUCAUCGAACUCCUCAUGAUACCAAAGGAUAGGGAGACUGAUAAAUGAAAGACGGAAGAAUACGUGAAUUAUGACUUAUUGAAGUAUAAAAAGUUUAAAUUUAUUGUUGAUUUUGAGAAUAUCCAGCAAAAUAUGUGAUGAAUAAAAUUGUUUUUUUGAGUA
Diachasmimorpha longicaudata is the source of this 4288-nucleotide messenger RNA. RefSeq names its product E3 ubiquitin-protein ligase RNF123 (gene Kpc1). Gene Ontology annotation, molecular function: ubiquitin-protein transferase activity; protein binding. The coding region runs from base 501 to 4145 and encodes 1214 amino acids. Gene Ontology annotation, cellular component: cytoplasm. The record is from RefSeq and is a predicted model, not a curated record. NCBI's taxonomy places the organism in Eukaryota, Metazoa, Arthropoda, Insecta, Hymenoptera, Braconidae. The transcript has 3 exons.